UAGCCCCCCAAGGGCAUUUUAUUAUAACGGAUGGAAGCUUCGGACUCGGAUUCUCGGCUCCAGGUUCAGCGUCGUCAUCAUGGGCAUCGCAGAAAGUAAGAUACUUUUGGGAAAACUCACCACAGCAUGUUCAAGCGCAGAACGAAGCAAACAAAAUGAUAUUCAGCAUGUUUUAUUAGACAAACAAGUAAGCUAUCAAUAAGCAGAAAACAAUCCGAGUCUAACCAGAGCCAGUUCGUGUCGUGUCUUGCAGCCAUAUGGGAUAAUCUGCCCCAGCCUUCGAAGAACGAAAUCACCGGUCGCAAACGCUGCAAAAAACCCCCCGAAAAACUCAAGGACCAGCAAAUUAAAAUACCGGAGCCUCUACAGCUUAACCUCGAUUUGUGGACGAAGGACGCUAAUUCUUUUCUGGAUCUAAUCCCCUACGAAAGUCCUGUCGCUGGAGUGACUUGUCCAGUUGCCAUAUUUUACCAGGAACUUUCGGUCACCGAAACUCGGAGCGCUGGGGAUGCGAUACGGUUGCGAUUUCUAAAGGUUCUUUUCUAUCAUUUGAAAGAUAGGUUUUGUGUGACCUACCUUCGACCUGACGCUGUCACCUGGAUGGCCACCAGAGUUGGUGCGGCAGGCGUGGAUGGCAACGACUCCAGCAAAAUUUCAGAUAAAAUCAAACACUGGGCUUACUUGGGAGGAAAAUACGAUGCGUUAUGCAGAGAUAUUGGAAAUUAUAAUGUGGCAGAGGAUUACAAAUAUCUAGGAAACUUGAUACGCUUGCCAGAAGACAUGACGGAUAGAUUCAUUCGGAAAGAGCUCAAAGUCAAGGGGCCUGACAGGAAGAAAGAGAUCGACUCGUUAAUGCGACGCGGGGUCUAUCAAUCGAACAAAGAAAAUGACGACAUUGAUUGUCUAGCGGAUACAAUUUUUCGCCAUAUGUGGGAUCAGAUCGAGCCCUAUAUUCCACCUGAUGAUAUUCAACAUGAAACCGCUUUUUAUUCUUUGAAAGAUUGGCGUAAGCUCCACGGAACCCGGGUGCUUAGACUCCAGAAUGGGGAUUGCCGAACGCAGGUGGUAGACGAGGAAGAGCAUCAUAUCGGCGCCAAAGGUAACGAGCUAGCAGCUUGGAACCAGAAUGCAAAUGCACGAGCUACAGACCGAUGUGUUGCCCUAUCGCCCUCGGCACAAGAUGAGGAGGAUGGAAGAAUAGACCUCCGACCCACUAGCUCUUCUGGGCCGAGUUCAUCUCGCGACACUUCUGAUGUAGCUAGAUCUGAUUUUUCUGACUCCCCUGGAAGUACAAGCCAAGGAAUAAUCCUUCGUUGUGGAGAUACUCCAAUGGGAAACACAUUGAUUGAAAGGGAUUCAGCCGAAGAAAUCUUGCCGGGAGCUGCUUCAACGUCUCCUCACCUCCCGGAAUGCCCUUCUAAUUUAGCACACGAGGGACAACAGAGCGAACGUCUUUUGGCUCAAUCUACAUUCACUGGCGUUGAAGAAGAAGAAGGCAUCUCAGGUACAGGCUCUUCAGCGCCGGGAAUAUCUCCAACAGGAACGGAUUAUCCCCAAUGGGCGAAUGAAGUAGUUGGAAGCAUUCCUUUUCGCCCUGAAAUUGAUUCUGGCCCUUCCAGCCUCAGGGUUUUCGAUGCCAUACUCCAUCGUGAGACUCAGGAUACUAGCAUCACACGCCACAAACGAAGGCGGACUCAAACAACACAAGAUAUCCCCGCGAUACAAUUCAGGUCUAAUUCAUUUGCACGUGACACGUUCAACCCAAGGCAAUAUGGUCAGCCCGCAAUGUCGCUGGAUGAUCCUGCUGCACAAGGUACCCUUGCGAUGCAAUCCGGCUCCAAUCCGUUUGCGCCACAUGACACAUUCAACCCAAGGCAAUAUGGUCAGCCCGCAAUGUCGCUGGACGACCCUGCUGCACAAGGUACCCUUGUGAUGCAAUUCGGCUCCAAUCCGUUUGCACCACAUGACACAUUCAACCCAAAACAACAUGGUCAACCUAUAGUUUCAGUGAAUGGGCCUGGGGCCCAAGAUGCGAUCGGCACGCAGCUAUACUCCUCCCAAAUGCCGCAUGAUGCAUUUGGAGCCCAUAACGCGUUCAAUCCAAGACAUUAUGGUCAGCCCAUGGUUUCAUUAAAUGAGCCUACAGAACAGGGAAUGUAUAAUGUUCAGAAUCUUGUCAACGUUGAUUUCGGCCUUGUGGAAGUUCAAUCUUAAAUGCUUUGGGCCUCAACCUGAGAUAUUGCAUCUCCUCUCAUCGAGCUUAUGCUAUAUCAAAACAAAAUUAUCGUCCGCCUCCCAUUCUUGUUUCGCUCAUGAAGUACGCCCAGGUAUAUCAGAACAAAUAAUGGAGCCUUAGUCUGUAAGGAUGGCCAAGCCGAGAUUUCCUGACCAAGGUUGUACCUGAUUGGGGUUAAUCACCGAGUGACUAUUGUAAAUCCAAACAAGCCCUCAAAAACAUCACGUACGAUCCAUUCAAGAUUUUUAUUACGCUGGGGGAGUAAUGAAGAUGACCCUCGCACCAGCGCAGAUAAUAGGAUUGAUUUUGAUGAACGCGUAUUGUCCUUCUUCCAAUACCUGCUGGGGUGUGGUUCCUUUGUCGGUCUUGAGAGAUAGUGUCAAAUUUUCAGACAGCGGGACGAUAUACAUCUGAAACGAGUCAUUGAGAAUUUCCUUGGCUUCGUGAAAUUGCGCCACAGUCCAGAUCCACUAUCCUUGUAUGAGCAGAGAAAAAAGGCAUAAGGGAGUUUACGCACCUGGCCAAUUUUCAUUUCCUUAAUUAAUUCUGAGACCUUUUUAGCGAGGUCACUUCCUCCGUACAUGACACCACCCUUUAUCGAGGUCGGAAGUCUCUCGGCCUUUCCCGGUUUUCGUUGUUCUGACUCAGGUAUCAUGUUCUUUAUUUCCUUCCGAAUUGUUUCAGCGGAGACUGUGAGGGCCAAGGGUAAUAUUUGUUCACCCAUCUUCAACCAGCCCACAGGAAGUGCUGUUUGUUUGGAUUGAGUUGUUUUCUUCGAGAGGGACGGGCGCACUCAGUCGGGCUGAUUUAGGGAAAGGCAAGAAUGAGCUGGCUGGCCGUGUCGAGACAAGAGAAGACAAUGAAAUGGAUUUGCGUGGUGUUGUUCGCAGAAUAUUAUUGGGGUUUUAGUUGUACUGUCGUCUGACCGUGAACCCUAGCGUUGGAGGGGUAGUAGGGGAUUGAGGGGUGGUUGCUUUUUAAAUUAUUGGGUAUUCGUUCGGGCGUCAUCCCCAUCACGUGAUCAACUUUCCGCCUUCUGAGCUCGAUGUCCUUACACUUCCCCUGAUGAUUUCAGAGACUCAAAGAGAAUUUAUACUUUGGCCAGAAGCAAUACAGGCUUUGUGUAG
Messenger RNA from Penicillium brasilianum, 3363 nucleotides. Lineage: Eukaryota; Fungi; Ascomycota; Eurotiomycetes; Eurotiales; Aspergillaceae. The record is from the annotation of a GenBank genome assembly.